Molecule: messenger RNA, 2451 nt
Organism: Exophiala spinifera
Lineage: Eukaryota; Fungi; Ascomycota; Eurotiomycetes; Chaetothyriales; Herpotrichiellaceae
Exons: 3
Coding region: 1-2451 (816 amino acids)
Biological process (GO): regulation of transcription by RNA polymerase II
Cellular component (GO): nucleus
Source: RefSeq, a predicted model, not a curated record
AUGGCCUCCACUACCAUGCCACCUCCUCCCACUCCCUUUGCUCAUCGACGAACCCUUCGACUCAUAAAUAAGAGCCAUCCUUUGUCACCUCCUGCGUCACCCGACUCACCAGAAUGCGUUCUGCGUAAGAUGUCCCUGGCCAAAGGCGCGACUUUCCACUGUUCAUCGUCUCCCUCAACGGAAGAUGAUCCAGUCUUGAGCAUUCCUCACUUGACUCGCCGCUCUCCGACUUGCUCAGCGUCGACUCUGACUAGCUGGCUUUCUGAGAAAGAAGACGUCGCCAAGUCUAUCGCUGACUUUGAGGAGACCUUUUCGGGCGCUCGUGGAAAACGAUCUGGAGGCAGGCGCAGGUCCUCUCAGAACUUUGAUCGUCUGGUCUGGGUGCGCCGUGCCGCUCUACCAUCUGACGAAGGUUUGGGCUCAUCUGUCAGCCCCGCCAGUGACAAAGGUCUAGCUCGGACUUUUGAAAGAGCUUUGGAUUUGUUGUCGAACAAGGAUAGUGGACUGGGAUCUUCGAUCAAGAGUGACUCAGCCGGCCGAGUUGUGGGAAACACCUCUGAAGAAGACGGUCUUGUUCAAGACUUGAUUCAAGAAGCUGACUCUUCAGAAACGACCUCCCGCCGCCUCAGGCACCGAGGCCUUACCUCAACCUUGAGGUCAUCCAACGCUGCUCCUUCUGCCGUCACCGAAAGUGUGGCACCUCGCCCUGGAAGGGCGAGCCUCCGUCACCCACCUCUCACGGUUUCUGCCCGAAAUAAACUCAAGCAACAUAUAAUCUCGCCCAUCCUCCAAGAGACUCGCUUUGAGAACCUUCAUCCUUUUGUCACCGCUCUCGGCUCCAAGUCUAACAAGAAGAUUAAAUGCUUGCGUGAUCUGGAACAAAGCCUCAUAUUCCAGCCCCUGUCCCUUGCCAUCUCGAGGCAUCUUUACCGCGCAUUCGGCGAGUUUACCAUCCAGCUCGUCGUCGACGCUUAUCAACAUCUCUCUGAAUCAGAACAACGGCGUGCUUCUGACCGUCCUUACGACAACGGUUACUUCCUUGAUUUGGUACAGCAAGUCAACAGACUCGCCUCUCACAUAGGUUCCUCCAGCAGCAACCCACUGGCCGAAGGUGCGGAAGAGAACGACGAGAUGGCUUACUCUAUCGACGAUGAGGUCACCUUGGAGGGUGGUCUUGGUGAGACCGGAAACCAUGCCGAGCUUGUUCGCUGGAAGAAUGGCAAGGGUAUUUCUCUUCGUACCGGUUUGCCCUACGAACCAAGUCCGGGGAUCAAGAGAGAAAGCAGCAGUGCUCACGACGAAGACGUUGCGCGGUCCAUGGCUCGCAGAAAAAAGGGCUACAUUCCUGAAAUCGUCGAGAUGAAGUGUUCAGACCCGACUUGCGACAAGAUCUUCACCCGCAAGUGUGACCUGGCUAAACAUGAGAAGACUCAUUCUCGUCCCUUCAAAUGUCCUGAGGAAGGCUGCAAGUAUCACGAGAUGGGCCUGCCGACCGAGAAGGAACGUGAGCGCCAUUGGAAUGACAAGCACUCCAAGAACCCUCAGUUUUACAAGUGCGACUACUGCGAAUUCCGUACCAAACGCGAGAGCAACUGCAAGCAACACAUGGAGAAGAAGCACGGGUGGCAUUACGAACGCGCAAAGGGCAAAGACAAGGCCACUGUCGGGUCCGGCAAGAUGACGCCUGCCCAAACUCCUCAGACCCCUAGCAUGGACUACUCUGCUAGUCCCGCCAUCUCUACGAGCAUUCACAGCCAUUGGGAUGAUGCAAGCUCCAUCGCAGGUAGCAUCUCGGCCAGCGCUGUCAUCACUCCUUACGAGCAACCGCUCAACAAUUUUGACAGCUACCGACCUGCUCCCGUGAGCUACUCGAACCCCAUAUUUCCAAGAAACCCACCGUCAAUGUCGUACAAUCAGUCGGCAGAUGAUUUCGACUUCAACAAUACUCCUUAUAGCAACGCUUUCCAACCCGCUCAGGCGUAUAUUUCUCCCACCAACACGACUCCUAUGAGUGCUGCCAACAUCAUGGGUACGCCAAUCACUCCAGCGUACAGCAACAUCACCGAGCCGUCUCCAUACGACACUUCGAUGGAUCUCAUGAUGGAUUGCACCAAUCCAACAAUUUUCAACGAAGGCUUACCCACUCCAAGCUCCUUCUUGGUGCCUCAGUCUCGCAACCCCUCAAUCUCAGAGCACUCUCCCAUGAUUGCUGGACCGUCCGGUCAACCCUUCGGUAAAGCUCCAAUGAUGGGUCAGGAAUUCGACUUUCCUGUCGAGGAUUUCUCUCUCUUUGGUGGUGAAGACAGCAAUGCAUUCUCAAACCCAGCUGCUGCGAGUGCAACACUCUUCCCUGGUGGUCCAGAAGCUUUUGCUGCUCUGGACAACGAUCCUAUGUUCGACGAGUCCUACAAUGACGACGAGCUUUUCGACUGGGACAUGACAAAUAACUAG